AUGAAAAAAUCGCACAUGUUCAUAAAAACAAAAAGGAUCUUUUCCAACAAUGGAACAAAUGGGUCACCCUUUGACAAGAUGGAAAUAAUUGGAGAGUUACUAGACCCUCGAAAAUACUUUGGAUCACUUUUAAAUAUGAACAAAUUUGAUAAAGUAGUGGGGAGAGCAGUUGAGAAAGACCUUCAACCAGUUCGAAGCAGAACCAUCUCAAGAGGUGGACUCAUGACAACAGAUGUAGGAACCGCAACUGAUGGAAUCAUCUCAAGCGGUGGGAAUCGUAGGGAAUGUCGACACGUGAUGCACAUUUUGAAAAAGUAUGCAAAGGCUUUCUACCGCAAUGAAGGCUUGAAAAAAGAAGAAUUUUCAAAGUUAGAAGAAUGUGUUCGAUCCUUGUUACAGAGAAAGAUGCAAGAAUAUCGUGGGAUGAAGAAGAAACAGAGUAGAGGAAAAAAAAGCACAUGUCAAUCAUGUUUUCAUUAUAAGGACAAAUGUACCCAUAGAAUUGUGAAUAGAGGAGAAAUGGAUUUCCCAAGGAUAAGCAAUAACAUCUGGAUUGGAAAUCAAUACGAUGGACGGAUUAGGAAUGGAUAUAUUCGACCAAUGACAAGUGCAUUCAGCACCGUUAGAAGAUAUGCAUGUGAUUCGAAAAUAUCAAUUUGUUUUAAAGAAAAUGGAAUAAAAUUGGAAAAAUUGAUUAAAAUGUACUUUUCGAAAGUACCAAAAGGAUUUGAAAACUUUGAGAAAUGUGAAAAGAAGAAAAAUCCAGGAUCAUCAUCAUCUUCGCAGUCUUCGUCGAAUUCAUUCAAACCAGAUGAUGAAAAGAAUAAUAAAAGAUUUGAUAAUUAUUUUUUUUUAUUUUUUUUUAUAUUCCUUUUAUUUUUUUUCCUCUUUGUGGAUGCAAAUAGCUUACACAAUGAGAUUACACAGAAUGAUUUUUUUCUGAAUUAUUUAUCAAAAGGAUAUGUAGAAAAAAUAAAAUUAAUAAAUAAAGACUAUGUAAAGGUAUAUUUAAACAUACAUGGAAUGAACAGAUAUCACCAAAAGUAUGUAAGUUUUAGAGUAGGAAAUAGCGACACAUUUGAAAGAAAAGUAGAACUUGUGCAAAAAGAAAUGAACAUUAGAAGAGAAGAAAUGAUAGAAGUACAAUACACAAAUGAAACCAAUGUAUUAGAUGAAAUAAAAAGCUAUAUACCAAGCAUUCUUUUCUUUUUAUUACUCAUUUUUAUAUUUCAAAAAAUAACAUUGAAAAAUGUAGCUAACAGUGGUAUGGAUAAACUUUUUAAAUUUAAUAAAGUAAAUCCUAUAAAUAAAAAUAGUUUAAAAACAAAUGUCAAAUUUUCAAGUGUAGCAGGAAUGAAACAAGCAAAAGAGGAAAUAAUGGAAUUUGUAGACUUUUUAAAAAAUCCAUCCAAAUAUGAAACUUUGGGUGCAAAAAUGCCAAAAGGUGCACUUCUCUGUGGUGCACCAGGGACAGGAAAAACUUUAUUAGCGAAAGCUGUAGCUGGAGAAGCCAACGUUCCUUUUUUUAACAUAAGCGGAAGUGAUUUUAUUGAAGUUUUUGUUGGUAUUGGACCUUCAAGAGUAAGAGAAUUAUUUGCACAAGCUAGGAAACAUGCACCUUCAAUUAUAUUCAUUGAUGAAAUUGAUGCUGUUGGUAGGAAGAGAUCGAAAGGUGGAUUUGCAGGAGGUGGAAAUGAUGAGAGGGAAAAUACAUUAAAUCAAAUGUUGGUAGAAAUGGAUGGAUUUCAUACUUCUAACGAUAAAGUAAUAGUCUUAGCAGGUACAAAUCGGCUUGAUAUUCUAGAUCCAGCUAUUACAAGACCAGGAAGAUUUGAUAGAAUUGUAAAUAUUAGUAAACCUGAUAUUAAAGAAAGAUCAGAAAUAUUUCAAGUGCAUUUAAAAAAUUUAAAAUUACAUCAUUCUUUAGAUAUACAAAAUGUAAGUUAUCUUUUAGCAUCUUUAACUCCUGGUUUUGUUGGGGCAGACAUUGCUAAUGUAGUAAAUGAAGGUGCUAUUCAAUGUGCUAGAAGAUCAAAUAUGGUUGGAAUAGAAGUAAAAGAUUUUGAACUAGCCAUCGAAAGAGUUAUUGGUGGAUUGCCCAAAUGUUCUUCACUUAUAUCUCCCCUAGAGAAAAAAAUUAUAUCAUAUCAUGAAACUGGACAUGCAUUAAUUGGAUGGUUCCUUGAAUUUGCUGAUCCAGUUUUGAAAGUUUCAAUAAUUCCAAGAAAUAAUGGUGCUCUUGGUUAUUCACAACAUCUUACAGAAGAAAUAAUGCUUUUCUCGAGAGAUGCAAUUUUAGACAAACUUGCAGUUAUUUUAGGUGGUCGAGCAGCAGAAGAAUUAUUUAUUGGUAAAAUAACAACUGGUGCUAUCGAUGAUUUAAAUAAAGUUACACAAUUAUCAUAUUCUUAUGUAUCACAAUAUGGAAUGAACAGUGAAGUAGGACUCGUUUCUUUUCAGUCCAACUCAUCGAGCGAAUACAGUUUCUAUAGACCACAUUCUGAAUGUCUAGCACAUCUGAUAGAUAAUGAAGUUCGAUCUCUAAUUGAAAUGCAGUACAAUCGCGUCAAAUCAAUUCUACUCAAAAAUGAAAAGCAUGUUCAUAAUCUUGCAAAUCUUCUUUUCCAAAAAGAAACCAUUUCUUAUCACGACAUAGUUCAAUGUGUUGGAGAACGUCCAUACCCUGUCAAGUCCAAUUAUGAGAAGUAUGUCAAAGCGAACCCCUACAAACUUGUUCAGGAAUCACAGGCAUUGUUAUCCCACGGGAAUAUGACAUCGGGGCAGGAGCAAUCGACGAAACACAAUGCACCAGACCACUCCACAGGCCUCUCCACAGACCCUUCCAAAAGCAGGAAAGAUGCAACAGUAGAAGAAGCACAGAAAAAUUCUGUGAAGAAAAUGAAAAAUUCAUAG
Messenger RNA from Plasmodium gonderi, 2913 nucleotides. RefSeq names its product ATP-dependent zinc metalloprotease FTSH. Gene Ontology annotation, cellular component: m-AAA complex; membrane. The coding region runs from base 1 to 2913 and encodes 970 amino acids. NCBI's taxonomy places the organism in Eukaryota, Apicomplexa, Aconoidasida, Haemosporida, Plasmodiidae. Gene Ontology annotation, biological process: protein-containing complex assembly; mitochondrial protein processing. Gene Ontology annotation, molecular function: zinc ion binding; ATP-dependent peptidase activity; metalloendopeptidase activity. The record is from RefSeq and is a predicted model, not a curated record. The transcript has a single exon.